Molecule: messenger RNA, 4428 nt
Organism: Raphanus sativus (radish)
Lineage: Eukaryota; Viridiplantae; Streptophyta; Magnoliopsida; Brassicales; Brassicaceae
Product: nuclear pore complex protein NUP1
Exons: 9
Coding region: 156-4121 (1321 amino acids)
Biological process (GO): poly(A)+ mRNA export from nucleus; nuclear membrane organization
Cellular component (GO): nuclear envelope
Source: RefSeq, a predicted model, not a curated record
CUCGUUUUUUUUUUGGUUCGGGUGCCACAAAUUAGAAAAAACCCUAAUUCCGAAAAUUUUCGAUUCCUUUCUCAUUCUCUCAAUAAGUUUCCGAUCUUCCUUUGGCGGCAAAGGCACGUAUCGAAACCCUAGAUUCGGUUUCUCGUUUCGGCUUAAUGGCGAGCGCGUCACGGGGAGAGAGCAGCAACCCAUACGGCGGCGGAUUGGGAACCGGCGGAAAGUUCCGUAAGCCGACGGCUCGUAGGUCUCAGAAAACUCCGUAUGAACGGCCACCAACCUCCGUGAGGGGCUCUGGAGUUGGAGGCGGUAGGGAGGACAGAGGCGGCGGCGGGUGGUUGUCUAAGUUGGUGGAUCCGGCUCAGAGGCUUAUUACCUAUAGCGCUCAUAAGCUAUUCGCGUCUGUUUUUCGGAAACGCCUCGUCUCGGGUGAGACGCCCUUGCAGUCUCCGGAGCAGCAGCGGCAGCUUCCUGAAAGAGAUGUGAUUCAGGAGACUAGAGUAGCACACAUGGAGAGGACCCCUGCUUUGUCCACGAAAAAUGAUGUGGUUCGGAUCCAAGAAGGCAAUGCCUCAGGCAAUCCAGGCAAGGAUGGAUUUAUGGACCUUGAGAAGAUGUUGAAGGAAAAAACUUUUACAAGAUCUGAAGUUGACCGAUUAACUGCACUGCUCCGUUCGAAAGCUGCUGAUUCAUCCACUGUAAACGGGGAUCAAAGAAAUGAUGCGAGUAAUUUGAGACAUCCACCAACACAGGAGAGGGCUAGUGCACAUCCAGAUAAUGGAAGUAUGAACGCCCUUGUUUCAGCACCUCUUGGAAGUUCGAGGGCUCUCGAUGAGGGCAUUGCUUCGCCAGCUCAGCUUGCAAAGGCCUACAUGGGUAGCAGACCUUCAGAAGUUACUCCUUCUAUGCUGGGGUUGCGUGGUCAAGCGGUUAGGGAAGAUUCUGUUUUCCAGAACAGAACCCCAUUUCCGUCAAAGUCACCUACAAUGUCACUGGUGCCAAAGCUUUCUGGACAAAGACCUCAGGAAAAUGGUUUUCUCACCCCUAGAACUCGGGGAAGAUCUGCUGUUUAUAGCAUGGCUAGAACACCAUACUCUAGGCCUCAGUCCACUGCGAAGAUUGGGUCUCCUUUCCAGUCACCUCCAAGCACAUGGGACGAAACCUUAUCUUCUGGUUCUAGACAUGGGUUUCAAUCGGGUCUCAAACGGAGGAGCUCAGUCUUAGAUAACGGUAUAGGAUCUGUGGGGCCUGUAAGGAGGAUUCGCCAGAAGUCCAACCUUUCUUCUAGAAGCUUGGCAUUGCCUGCCUCAGAAGGCCCGCUUUCUGUUCGUGCCAGUGGUGGACAAAACAUUACACAUACAGCUAAAGAUAGUGCAGAGGAUAUUCCUGGUUCAAGUUUUAACCUUGUCCCUUCCAGAUCCAAGGAUACGGCUAUGAAAAUAUUCCAGCAACUUGAGAAAAUGGAUUCCCCAAAGGAGAAAUCACCAAGCAAGUUAUCACCGUCUAUGCUACGAGGCCCGGCUCUCAAAAGCCUUCAAAAUGUGGAGUCCCUGAAGUUCUUGGAUAAUAUUCCUGAGAAGAAGGCAAAUUCGCCAGUCUCUAGUCAUCAAAAGCAGGAAAAAUCUGGAGGGAGUGGCUCCAGGGAGUUUUUAGCUCUAAGUGUGAAGACUGGUAGUGCUGCUGAUGACACUAACAAAGCAGGUUCCAGUAAAGAUCAGGAGACUCGUGUUAAAGGCGCUUAUUUGCCUCUCACGAGUUCUUUGGAAGAGCAUCCUCCGAAAAAACGAUCAUUUCGGAUGACUGCCGAUGAGGAUUUGGAGGAUGAACAUGUUGCAGCAACUACUCCAUUUGAAGAGGCAGAAAAACAGAAUGUCUUGAAAGUAGAGAAAGGUGUUGGUGUCAGCGUGCCUAAAGGGGAGAAGCUAUCUACUUCAUCUGAGACCAUAGCCUCUUCGUCAUAUACUCUUAAUGGUGACGCCUCUCAGAGUACUUCUAAUGGAUCUCUAGAAACUGGAAGGAGCCAAUUUUCUGCUUUUCCAAUGGAAUCUGUUAAGAAAAGUAAUAUGCCCUCUGAGCCAACUUCAAAGGUCACACAAGGGAAUGAGAAAUCGAGUAUUUCUCCUACCAAGACCUCUGGAGGGGAUUAUAUCUCUCGGGAAGAGCCUAAAAAGGAUGCUGCUGUGUUUCCUAACCUCUUCUCUUCACCUGCGGCCACUGACUUUUUAAAUCAAAACAAUGGUACAUCUGCAGCCAUCAAGUUAGAAAAGCCGAGCAGCUUUGCUUUUGGAGUAUCGGAGGCUUUUGGAAAGCCAACUGAAUCAAAGAAAACUGUUAGCAACAGUGCUUCUGGAGCUGAGUCAACUACCUUAGCUGAAUCAACCCUCAACGGUAGUAUAUUCUCAGGUGGAGCAAACGCCAUCAGUCAACCUCAGUUUAACGGCUCUCUUGGUUCAAACCCUUCCUUCUCAUCUAGCAUUUCGAAUACACCUUCCAAUAAUUCUGCGAGUGAGGUGCCAUGCGCUGUGCAAUCUUCUGCUGCUACUCUGACUUCCCCCAGUGUAUUUGGAAAGAUUCCGGCUGCCUCGAGUGUAUUUGGGAACUUGCCUGCUAAUACUAGUAACGACAGCAAUUCCGGCAACAACCCACUAUCAACUGCAGCACCUCCUCUCUCUUCUGCGUCGCCUUUCAAAUUUGGGGAACCUGCAGCAGCUCCAUUGUCUACUUCAACAGUAUCUGCACCUAGCGCUCAGGUUUCAAAAGAGACCGAAGUAAAGAACCCAACAUUUGGAAAUAUAAACAGUUUCAAGUUUGGUGGUAUGGCUUCAGCUGGUACGAGCACUGAAAAUACUGUUGCUGCUAAAACCUCAGAUAUUAAAAGCACGCCAGGCUUUAUGUUUGGGAGCUCCCCAGCUGUGGCAGACGCUGGUACAUUUAGCUUUGGUGGGACAUCCUCUGCGGCUGGCGGCAGCACAUUAAUCCCUUCUCUUGCUGCACCUGGGAGCUCUGCAAGUUUUGUGUUUGGUGUGUCAUCUUCCUCAACCCCAACCCCUGGGACGGAAAGCAGCAAGUUUUCAGGGACUUUUGCAACUACUACUGGAAGUAAUAUUUUUGGAACGUCCUCUCCUGCAUUUACAAGCUCUGGUAGUAGCGUUUCCGGAGGUGUAGCUGCAAGUACUGCAAGCAGUGUUUUUGGAUUCAAUGCUGUUUCAUCAGCUUCUGGUGCUAGCUCCCAAUCUCAGGCCUCGAACCUUUUCGGUGCUGCAAAUGGUCAAACGGGUAACAUUGGGAGCGGAACCACAACUCAGACACAAAGCGCUCCCUUUAUGUUUGGGUCAUCUGCAUCAGCUCCUACAUUUGGUUUGUCUGGGAACAACACUUCAUCGAACAGUUCCCCUUCAGUGUUUGCUUCUGGUUCAACCCCUCAACUGGGCUCGACAAAUUCGUCUUCAAGCUCUAGUGGUACAACUAGCUCUCCUCUGUUUGGGACGAACUGGCAAGCUCCCAAACCUGCUCCAGCCUUUACUUCCUCAUUCACCCCUUCCUCAUCUCCAACAUUUUCGUUUGGAGGAUCAUCUGCUGCUACCGCUUCAAGCGCUUCUGCUCCCAUGACCUUUAGUUUCAACUCAACCGCUCCUGCCAUUCCUCAGCAGUCAGUAUUUGGUAACUCAGCCCCCUCAGCGACUCCUCCCUCGCCCUUUGGAAACUCAACCCCCUCGUUUGCGUUUGGUGCGACUGCUACACCACCAAAUACUACAAACGGUUUCAACAAUAAUAACCAGCAAAUGAGCAUGGAGGACAGUAUGGCAGAAGACACAGACCAAGCCAACAAAAUAUCCAUGGUACAACAACAACCAGUGUUUGGACAACAGCCUGUCUCAAUGCCUCAACCAAGCUUUACCUUUGGAGGAGGAGCACCACCAGCAACGCCUCCAACAAUGGCUAACCCGUUCCAGUUUGGCGGCCAGCCGAUUGCAAGCACAGCGCCACAGAACGCAUCACCUUUCCAGGCAUCACAGAGUCUAGAGUUCCAAGGAGGUGGGAGCUUCUCACUGGGCAGCACUGGAGGAGGCGACAAGUCCGGGCGCAGAAUCAUCAAACCAAGGAAAAGCAACAGAAAGAAGUAAAAGCGGUAUGGAUCAUCAGUAUACAACUCAUGAAGAGUCUCAUUUUAUUUUACAGUCAGAACUUGGAUUCGUCAUGUUUUGAUGGAAGAGGUAAAAUGUCAAGAUGUGGGUUUUCAUUUUAUGCUUGUCUGUCAUUUUCGUGUUAAAGAGUCAGGAUUUGUGGGGUUAAAAUGUUGAGACUUAUAAAGUUGGUUGGAAAGUUUUGUAAUUUUUCAGAAAAUACGGGAUGUAAGAGUAGUAGUUUUGUCUAAAACUCUAUUGUACUAGUGUUUUUGUAAGGCACAACAAAUAGUCGAACUUUUAUUUA